CAGCCGACACAGGGCGGGGCGCACUCGGAGCGCAGCAGCUCGGGGCGUGGUUGGGGCGUCGCCCGUCCGGCGGGAAGGCGGAAGACUCUGGACCGUGAGCUCCUGGUUCUCACCCACGAGAUUCCGCAGCCCCUUGACCCCACACUCCGGGGAUUGCAGCAUGGAGGCCGGGCUGCUGUGGUUCUGCAACUGGAGCACACUGGGCGUUUGCGCCGCACUCAAGCUGCCGCAGAUCUACGCGCAGUUGGCGGCGCGCAGUGCGCGGGGCAUCAGCCUCCCCAGUUUACUUUUGGAGUUGGCGGGGUUGCUGGUCUUCCUUCGCUACCAAUGUUACUAUGGGAACCCGUUGCUCACCUACCUGGAAUACCCCAUUCUCAUCGCACAAGACAUCAUCCUCCUGCUCUUCGUCUUCCACUUCAAUGGGAACGUGAAGCAGGCCUUGCCCUACAUGGCUGUAUUUGUGUCAUCCUGGUUCAUCCUCAGCCUGCAGAAAUGGAUCAUCGACCUGGCCAUGAACUUAGGCACUGGCAUCAGUGCGGUCAGUAAGUUUGCCCAGCUCCAGCACCUGUGGAAGGUUCAGGAUUCAGAAGCCGUGAGUGCGCUGUCCUGGGGCCUCUCUGCCUACACCUGUGCAACACGAAUAAUAACAACUUUAAUGACCACCAAUGAUUUCACAGUUCUUAUCCGUUUUGUGAUCAUGUUGGCUUUAAAUAUAUGGGUAACAGUAACAGUACUGCACUACCGGAAGCCUGUUACCAAAGCUGAAUGAUGGAUGUAUUCCUUCUACACACAGUGGACUUCAAAUAACUCAACCAGGGGAUGCACCGUUGCUUUCCAUUGCUACAUUUAAAGUCUUUUACUAGUCAAUCAUAUCAAAAAACUUCAAAUCAGACUUGAAAAGCCUCUUAGAUGGAUAUGGAAGUGCAAACUUAUAAUCCAGCACUUGGGAGUUUGAGGUAGCUUGUGCUACAUGGCACACGGGACUCAGAGAAGGAAAUUGCUCAUUUCCUUACCUGCACCCAGAGAUUGUGGUAGGACUUAGUGGUUAUUGUUGUUCUUGGCGUGUGUGUGUGUGUGUGUGUGUGUGAGAGAGAGAGAGAGAGAGAGAGAGAGAGAGGGGGGGAGAGAGAGAGGGAGAGAGAGAGAGAGAGGGAGGGGAGAGAGAGAGAGAAGAAGAGAAGAGAAGAGAGGAGAGAAGAGAAGAGAAGAGUCUCACUACAUAGCCCAAGCUACCCUUCAACUUGUGAUCCUCCCUCCUCAGUCUUCUGAGCAGCAAGUGUGCUGGACUACUGAGGGAACCGACCACACCUGGCUUGACACCUGCAACGGUGGAUGCUGCCCAAGAAACCAUUUUGACACUUAGAAGUCAUGACUAAGUUCUUUCAGAGUCUUAAAGUUUUCCCACAAGGAGUGGGGUCUGCUUAGUCCCACCCGGGCAGUUUAACCCUUCCAUGACCAAGGACUUGGCCUUUUAUGUCAUAAAGCACUGUAACAUCUGUUCAAGGCAAGCAAGGCUGAGUGCUCCCACACUUCACAGUGUGCCUUACAGAGCUCUGAUCUCUGUUUAGGUGAGGAAAUUUCAAGGGCCUUCCCAAUUCAAGCACAAUGCAGCCUUUUUUUUUUUUUUUAAAGAAAGGGCUGUACCUCAGUUACAUUGCUGGAACUUGGUACAGGUUUUAGCUACUGCAAGGUAUGCAUUAAAAAGUGUUGCUAAGCCAUACCCAAAUUCUUGGGGAUUUUAUUCUUACUAAAGUAACAUGUCCUAAGCACUGUUCAUAGUACUUCCUCCGAUGUUUUAUAAACCUGACACUUAAAAGUGCACUUUCUUAUAUGUGCAUGUCAUUAUUCUGCCAUACUGUAAGUAAUGAUGUUUACUGGAAAAUGCUUAGUUUCCUGUAUAAAAUAGACUUUCAUUUGUUGAAUUCCA
Molecule: messenger RNA, 1927 nt
Organism: Myodes glareolus (Bank vole)
Lineage: Eukaryota; Metazoa; Chordata; Mammalia; Rodentia; Cricetidae
Gene: Slc66a3
Product: solute carrier family 66 member 3
Source: RefSeq, a predicted model, not a curated record